CGCCAACAUUCGAACAAGAAAGAAAACAAAGUAGCAGUGAGUAACUAUAGUUUGCAAUAGCUGUGCUCUUUGGUUCAGUGAGUAAAGAGCGUUUUGAUUCAUUGUGCUGUGAAUGAGUUGAAGCAUCAGCAGAAUAUGAUGACGAGGUUGAAUCUGUUUCUCUUUACAUUUACCAUUCUAUCCUCGCAUUUGCUCUCCGCCUCCGCCUCCGAUCUGAUCCUCACCAAGGUUGACCGUCGUAUUGAUCUGUCGUCGCAAAUUGUCCGCACCACUACUACACUCAAGGUGGAGAAUACAGGAUCUGAUAUAGUUUCAGAAAUCUUGUUGUCCUUUCCUGAGAACCAUGUAAAUCACUUGGCACACUUGACAGCAACCCUUAAUGAAGGAAGGGGAAAGGCGAAAACGUCUUCUGGUGUUGGUUUACCUGUUGAAGUUGUCCACCCUAAAGGCGUUCCCCCUAAAUUGACAAUUUACUCCGUAACUUUACCUAAAGGCCUUGGGAAGGGAGAUAGUUUGACGUUGGAUGUCUUGGCCGUUUUUUCCCACAUAUUGAAACCAUUUCCAGAGAAAAUUACUCAAGCUGACAUCCAGCUUCUGCUGUUUCAAGAGAGUGCAUACUAUAUUUCUCCUUAUGCUGUAAAGGUCCAAUCACUCACUGUUAAAUUACCUGAUGCAAGAGUAGAGUCCUACACAAAACUGGAAGAUACAAAACUUCAGGGAUCUGAAUUGAAAUAUGGUGCAUAUGAGAAUCUUCCUCCAUUCUCAUACUUGCCAAUAGUUAUCCACUUUGAGAAUAAUCAACCCUUUGCCGUUGCUAAAGAGUUGGUGCGGGAGAUUGAGAUAUCCCAUUGGGGCAAUGUGCAGAUCACAGAGCAUUAUAAUCUUGUUCAUGGCGGCGCUCAGAGCAAAGGAGAAUUUUCAAGGCUUGACUAUCAGGCCAGGCCAUAUGUAAGAGGAGCAUCAGCCUUUAGGCGUCUUGUUGCAAAGCUACCCCCAAGAGCUCAUUCUGUUUACUACAGGGAUGAAAUCGGCAACAUUUCCACUUCUAGUUUAUGGGGUGACUCAAAAAAGACAGAACUGGUGAUCGAACCUAGGUACCCAAUUUUUGGUGGCUGGAAAACUGCUUUUACCAUUGGAUAUGGGUUGCCACUUAAGGACUUUUUAUUUGGAUUGGAUGGCAAGCGCUUCCUUAAUAUCUCUUUUGGUUCCCCUAUUAAUGAGUUGGUGAUUGACACUCUUAUUGUGAAGGUUGUUUUGCCAGAGGGUUCAAAAGAUAUUUCAGCAUCUGUUCCAUUUCCUGUGAAACAAAGACAGGAGACGAAGUUUUCCCACUUGGAUAUUGCUGGUAGACCUGUUGUUGUGCUGGAGAAGAACGAUGCUGUGCCUGAGCAUAAUGAGCAUUUUCAGGUCUAUUAUAAGUUCAACUGCCUUUCUAUGCUUAGGGAGCCAUUGAUGUUGAUUUCCGGGUUUUUCUUUCUAUUUGUUGCUUCCAUUGUCUACAUGCACGCAGACUUGUCAAUCUCCAAGUCUUCUGCAUCUUAUUUGGCAAAGAUCCAAUGGGAAGAGGUUCAAGCAACUGUUCGUCAGGUCCAUAAUAUCAUUAGCCGUUGCUUAACUACACAUGACAAGCUAGAAGCAUCGUUGCAUGAUCUUUCUAGGACAGGAGAUGUUCAAGCAUGUAAAGCAACCCGAAAAUCAGUUGAUAGUUCGUUGAAAGAGCUCACGAAAGAGUUGAAAUCACCAGUGGCAUUUUUGCAGUCUUCUCCACAAGCCGCUCAAAUAUUACCCAAGGUGGAGGAGGUCAUUGUUAAGGAGAGAGAUUUGCAGGAGAAGCUUAUGGCAAAACACUCUACUGUUGUAGACUGUUAUGAGAAGAAGUUAGGAGGAAGGGAAAUUGAGAAUCGGGUUGCCUUACAUCACCAGAAAAUUGCAGCUUUGAGACUAGAGAUUGACGAUAUUAUGGACUUGAUUGAUGAGAUAUGAUAGAUGACUAUGCUGCUCGAGUCGAGAUGAUAACGUGCUCCCAUUUUGACCUUGCUUUACAUGAUUUAGAUCAGAUUUUUUUUGCGGUUUGAUACUUGUGCUGUGCGGGUGAGAACUUUGUUGCAGUCUAUUGUGUACUAGUAGUAACUCGUAAUAUUAUAUGAUAAUUUGAGCAUAAUUAUACCUAGAACUAGAAUAUGGAUUACACCAAUGAGAGUUGAGUCUAAUGGAAAGUUUAGCCUCCUACAA
Molecule: messenger RNA, 2232 nt
Organism: Cicer arietinum (chickpea)
Lineage: Eukaryota; Viridiplantae; Streptophyta; Magnoliopsida; Fabales; Fabaceae
Product: dolichyl-diphosphooligosaccharide--protein glycosyltransferase subunit 1A
Cellular component (GO): membrane; oligosaccharyltransferase complex
Source: RefSeq, a predicted model, not a curated record